AUGGUUGAUGACUAAAAGAAAUUAUAAGAACAUAAUAAAGUUAUGGAUGAAAUACAAAAGUAAUUUGAAGCUCUUUUUAGUAUACUUAUUAUUUAUAAAUAAUAAAAAAUACAAAGUACCUUAUUAAUGAAGCAAAUGAAGAAAACUGUAUCCAAUCAAGCCAACUAAUGA
Messenger RNA from Paramecium sonneborni, 171 nucleotides. Lineage: Eukaryota; Ciliophora; Oligohymenophorea; Peniculida; Parameciidae. The record is from the annotation of a GenBank genome assembly.